Messenger RNA from Caenorhabditis auriculariae, 4950 nucleotides. The record is from the annotation of a GenBank genome assembly. Lineage: Eukaryota; Metazoa; Nematoda; Chromadorea; Rhabditida; Rhabditidae.
AUGGUUGGAAUACUACGCAGCUGGUUAGCCGACUAUAAAAAUCGGUUUGCGCCGGCUCUGCUUUUCAAAAUUUUGACCAACGACAUUCGGCGGCUACCAAAAACUGAGGAAUUGUGCGAUGUGGAAGAACUUUGUCAGGUUUUUUCUUUCUUUCGAAUGAGAAUUUUCCUAUAAACCUUUUUAUGUGACCGCCUGGAUAUUUGGACUUUCGAAAGAUUGAAAGAGGCGUUUUUCGGACUUUUCACAAAGUGUGUAAAGAAGAGUUCGUAAGCACAUUCCCACCAACCUGCAUAUUUGAAUUUUUAUAGAAAGUAGGGGUUAAUUUUCCAAAAUCUCAGAUAAUCUGUUUUCUUUUUGAACUUGCAUCCGAAUAUCCUUCAUCACGGAAAUUUGUGGGGCUUUCUUGCAAGUUCGAUGGCUCAUUAAAUUUGAACGGAGGGUUUGAAUUUUGGAUUGUUGAAGAAUAAAAGAGAAAGUUGCAGAAUUUGAGAAAUAGCUUGAAUUCCGAAUUUUCACGAAUAAAUUAAGAAUUUGGGAUUUCGCAAAACCUCCCUAAACCCCAAACUUUUUUGGUUGCUGCAAAAGGCUAUUCCGCAACGGAAGAAUAAGCUAUCCACUUCAGAGUUUUCAGCGGCCCAGUUGAAGACAGCCCUUUUGGUUCUCGAGCGCGUCUUUCCGAGCAAGAACUUCUCUCUGCCGACCGAUGGAAGAGAAAGUGAGGAAGUCUCUCGAAUCUUGCUACAACACCUUGGCUUCCGUCUUUCACGUAAAGAGAGUUCUGUGGCAGGACGCGGCGUGUUCGUGGAGCAAGGUAGAAUUUUUCGAUCCAAUACUAGAAAGGAGAAAAACCUCUUCAUAACUGUUAUCAUUCUUGUACAUUGAAGGGAACCUCCGACGCGGCCAACUUGCUUGCGUCUACCCAGGGACGAUUUACCGCGUCGGUGACCCGCUGCUUCUGCAGUCGCUUGGGAACCAAUUCGUGCUGACGUGUCGUGACGGCGUCUCCGUCGACGGAAACGAUCGUCGACUCUCGCGAAUCGUCCACCGGUCGUGUGCUCGCCGCGAUUUCCCUGCUCCAUAUACCUCUGACUUGACGUGGCUAGGCCAGGAGCCGUUCUCUUUUCUGAACCUCGGUCACUACGUCAACAACGCGACGCAUGAUGGCCAGCACAACGUACAGUACAUGGAGUUUGAUGUGCAGGACUGGCCGCUGUCGCUGCGCAAGUUCUUACCGUAUGCUGUUUUCAACCCGUCGGCCACAGCCAUUCCCUUGCGCGUCGUCUGCGUUGUCGCCAUUCGUGACAUUUCCAUCGGUCAGGAGCUCUUUUCUGCCUAUGUUAGCGUUUGAUUCAUUGAGUCUCGAAGGUUCAGUUGCAAGUUCAUAUGAGAAAAAGGUUCAAUGAUAUGUGUAUUCUUUGAGAUUAUUCAGUAUUCAUCUUCAAUAAUCUUUUUUUGCUCUUUUUGAGAUUGAACGAUUGCUUUAGAAGCCGAAUAAAUUAGUAGUUUGAGAUCGUAGAUUAAGAUAUAAUAGGAACAUUCAAAUUGCUACCGUUUUCUUCUAAUUGUUUAAAAAAGAGUUAACGAGACAAAUCUUCAAGAAUUCACUCGAAAAAAAAGUAUAUUUUCUUCUCGCCGCGUUCGAGGGGUCGUUUUUUAACUGUUUGUUUGCUGUUUUUAAACCAAAUUUUUUCGUCUUCCUUUGAAAAUCACAAAUCAAGUUCCUCUUCUAACUUUUUUUUUUUUCAAAAAACGUGACAUAGUUUUGGGCCAGUGUUACUGUCAUAAAGUUUGAAAGAAUUAUCGUUUUAAUGAAACAUUUAAAUUCAAAGAAACUAUGAAAUUGCAAUAUUGAAAAAGUCGCGAAAAAGAAAGUCGCUGUCCAAGCAAAUGUUUCAACUUGCGCGAAGAUUUUGAUCACUAAAUAAAUAUGAGGAACAAAGAAGUGUUAUUAGAAGCACAUCUCAUCGAUAAAAACUUGGGAGAGCGGUUUCAACCCGAGGCGACGGCGGACCUUCCCGUGGGAUCUGACGCGUUUUUCGCUUCUCAGCCUCCCGUCAACACUUUGCCAAUUCAUUCUGGCACCGUGGUGAAUCUCCGCCUCAAUAGCCAUGGUGCGGUUCCUCCUGCGAUUUCGCUCCGAGACCGUCAGGCUUUUUUUCUAACCUAUCCUAUCAGUUUCGAAUCGAAGGUUUUUUUCAAAUUGAUUUCUAAUAGGUUUUGAACCGGAUCAAUUUCGUGAGAUUUUAAACUCGUUUUUAAUCUUGAAAUUUUACUACAGCUUCAUGUUCUAUGGAAAAAAAAUCAUCAUCAGCCUUUCUGAAGCUCUUUCAAUCAGGCGAAUAUGUUCUGAAACGCAAUUACGCUCUGGCCAUACUUAGGGACUAUUGGGCUCGAAAGAGACUGAACUUUUGAGAUAUAUGCGUUGCUAAGAUACUUUUGGACCAUUGCUACAUCGAAAAUUGGUCGAUGAAUUCGUUUGGACAUACACUCGAGAUGAUAUUAAAAACAAAGCCUUCGAGUUUGAUAUAAACCUUUUUGAAAAGAAGGAGUCCGUUUGAAGGAGAGCCGUCCGUUUCGGCGUUUAGCGGCGACGUGACUGCGAUUUGGGUCGCGGAAGAGACUCUCGCUGGAGUCUGCAGGAGGUAAGAUGCAUCGAUUAUGUUCUUCUUAUAUUCUCCUGGCUCCCGCCCUUUUCUUCUUCUUUAGCUGCUUCCUUCUUCUUUUUUCUUUCGGACGCUCACUCAACCUUUAGUUCUCUUCGGCUUCCAACUGUCUCCUGGUGUUUCAGACAGGAUGACGACGCCGUCGAACAUUCAGAUCUACUGCGACGUCGACCCCAUGCGAUUCUUCCCAUCCUCGUCCAAGUGAGUCUGAUUGAUGAUACGUCGGAGACCCCAUUUCGCGAGAUUUCCUGGAACGAUGCCGUUUUUUUGGUCGGAGAAAGCCGUUUUUCACGGGGAAGAAAAAUAUUACUUGGAAGCCAAUUCGGCCAUUUUCUGUUUUUUUUAUGGCGCCGUCUUUUUUUCCUUUCAAGUGUCUAUGUGGUUUAUAAUGGUUUAUGAUGCAUCCAAGGAUAGAUUCAAUAAUGCAAGAAAAAUAUUGAAAUCUUCUUCAUACUUUUUUCGAAGAAAGCAUCAUGGAUCAUAGUUCAGAAAAGUGGAUAGAAGUUUAAAAAUCAAAGCAAACAAAAAUAUAUAAGAAGUUAGGAAAAAAAAUAAAAAUAUUCAGAAGUACGUCACAGACGGACCCUCGACCGGCGGUAUCGAUGAAGCUCGAGCCGCCGUUCGCCGAGUUUAUCGAACUCGGUGGCGCUUCGAAACACGCCAUGAUCAACGAUGGAAUGUGCCGGGUCGUCUUCAAAGUCAAGUGCAGCAACAACUCCCUUUUCAAGGUGUUUUCUCCGUUUUAUUUAUGUUUUUGAGACACUAUGAGUUACUUUCAACAAUAUGAAGUGGUUAAAGUUCAUAAAAAAGGAUUUUCAGUUGUGGUCCUAUUUUUUUUUCAGAAUCUCGAAUAACAAUUUUAUGAGCCAUGGUUUAAAAUUUAAGUGCACUAGGUGAUUGUUCAGAUAUUCGCACUUAUUAAUCUUUGAGAAAAGUCCGUUCAAGUUUUUGCCUAGUUAAAAUGUCAAAAGAGCUCCUGCUUCACUUUUUUUCUAAUAAACCAGAAAGUUAAUUUCAGAUUUUUCUCUAGAAAUUAGUUAUUUGAGCAAGUUCCAGAAGUCCAGAUUAACUUAAAGAAUAGUUUUGCGACGUCUUAUUUUACAGAAAAAUGAACUUCAGAUAGAAAAUAGUAUGCUAAACAAAGACAAAUUUCAGACUUUUUCAAUCUCAAUUUUUUUUUACACCAAAAGACUUUUCCUCUGAAAAGGAAGGAAUCUACGUUGCACGUUUUGAGGAAAUUGCUUCCUUUGUUCAUUCCUUUUAGUGCGUUUUUUCCUCGUUUGAGAACUUUUUCCCUCAGAAAUUUCAGUCGAACAAUAAAUUGGCCUAUUGAGGUGUCACCAGUGUAUGCCUUUCUGGAUCCUGGCGCUUCUACGGAAUUACAGGUAUUUUUCGGAGAAGACAAGAAAAUAUUAUUCAUUCAGAUAUUGAGGCAACAAGGAAUCAGUAAGCACGAUAAACUCAUCAUCUUACUCAAAGAAGCCAAACGCUCUGAUAAGGUUUAUUUUUCAGAUUUUUUUAUAAUUUAUGAAGAGAAAACUUGGAACGCUCGAUAGAGAAAAUUUUUAAUAUACGCUGCGAAAAAUGGCCAAAGGAAACAUUUUUGCAAAUAAACAGUCCCUGUGGGACAAAAUAGUGAUUUGCGGAUGGUUAAAUAAAUUAGGUGAUCUUUUUUUGGGGCUGAUGGUCAUAUCCUCCCUAGGAUAUUAUUAUUCCAGAAAAAAAGUAAAAAAAUUUCUCGUAAUAGAUCUGGUUCUCGAUUUUUAGACGCGUCAAAAAGCUUGAAAAAGCGCUUUUUUUCCUCAUAAUUUGGUUAUUUUGCGAAUUUUGAAACUUCAUAAAUCAAAAAAAAAAAAAGAUUUAUUACGAUACAUUUUUUCUACUGGAUGGAUUCAGGAGAUUCUAAAUUACAUUUCAGAAAAGUUUCAUCAAAAGUUAAAUCGGGACACUCUCUCUCUCUCGCUCUCUCUUUUUAAGCGACGCGACAAUUUAGUUUUUUUUUUCUCCUUAUUUUUUUCUCUCUUUGUUUUUAAGGCGAGUUUGAGCUUUUAAUAUUUUGACUUGGAUUAGAUCUAUUUUCGAAAAUGGAUAUAAUUAUACUUAUAUAGUUAAUUUCGUUCAUUACAGGAUCCGCGGAAAGCGUUCCAAGCCGAGGCAACGACCGUCAAAAAAGUUCUUCCUCUAAUUGCGGUUGGUUUUCAACGUGACUUGUCCAAGCAGCCCCAAUUAUAAUAACUCUGGACCAAAUUGACUUGGAACUUUGCAGCGGCAGGUCGAAGAAAGAUAG